This is a messenger RNA of Necator americanus (New World hookworm), 921 nucleotides long. RefSeq lists its product as uncharacterized. The coding region runs from base 1 to 921 and encodes 306 amino acids. NCBI's taxonomy places the organism in Eukaryota, Metazoa, Nematoda, Chromadorea, Rhabditida, Ancylostomatidae. The record is from RefSeq and is a predicted model, not a curated record. The transcript is spliced from 6 exons.
AUGAUCACUGUUGCUACAUCCAGUACCAUUGAGCGGAUGGUUUCCCGACGGGGAAAUACAGAGACGAAACCACCUCGGGUAAUUGUGAACCUGAUGCCCGAAUCCAACACAUUGGUCAUUCUGUUCGGUUGGGCUGGAUGUCAUGAUCGGUAUCUGAAGAAGUAUGCGGACUAUUAUGAGAAAGCGGGGAUUUCAACUAUUCGUUACACCACACCAAUUCGAAAAGUACGCGGUUAUCCGUCCUAUCAUCGAUUCGCAAAAAAAUUCUACCGUGAAGUGUUCGAGAGAGAAGAGUGCCCGAUUCCUCUCAAUGUAUACUUCCAUUGCUUCUCCAUGAAUGGUUGCUCGACGUUCACGGCUUUCUGGGAUCUGCUGGACAAACGAACCGAUGGAGAUAAAUUUAAGGAACGAGUGCAAGGGAUUUUAUUUGAUAGCUCACCUGCUUUUACAACUCCAUCUCAAUCAGCUCAUGCAAUCUCGUUCGCUUCAAUGCCACCGGCUAGAUACCAUGCCGCACUGAGAGAAGCCUAUAGAGCUUUCCUUUACGCCUACUUUUCGGUUCAUCAUGGUUUGGUAUGGAUGUGGUCGCUUGUGGAAGAUGAUGUUUACGAGAAAUUCUACGCGUACUACCGUAUGCUAUCGUUAAAGGACUUACCAAGGAGACAGAUUUAUUUCUACGGCCCCGGAGACGAUGUGUGUUCUGUGGAUUCAAUCGAAGCAUUCGCUAGUGUUCAAGAAAAACAAGGUGUCACAACAUAUAAAAACAUAUGGAAGGAUUCGUUACAUUGUCAACAUUACCGUAGUCAUGGUGAAGAAUAUGAGAAAUAUUGUCUGGAUUUUGUUCUUCGUCGAGACGAACGCGACACCGACGUGAAUGCUGCCGAACUGAAUGAACCACCAUUAGUUGAGCUUUGUAAUUAG